Molecule: messenger RNA, 624 nt
Organism: Trichoderma asperellum CBS 433.97
Lineage: Eukaryota; Fungi; Ascomycota; Sordariomycetes; Hypocreales; Hypocreaceae
Source: RefSeq, a predicted model, not a curated record
AUGUCUGUGGCUUCACCGACUGGAGGCACUAACACAAAACCCCCCGUCAAGUUCUUCAUGCUGUACAACUGCCUCACUACUAGCAGCUCCUUUUUCUCUACGCUAAGCAAAAAAGUGCCCCAAGCUUCGGCCUACGUGCUGCUAAACAACGCGGCAUCCAUCAGCUUGAAAACCACACUCAGCUUUGCAUGCCAAGGACCAAGAAAACUCUUCAUUCUCACUAUUCACCUCAUCCGGCACAUGCGGAUCCUACACAGACAGGCACGCCGGCACUCGCUGGGCGGCUACUCGCACCCGUCUUACUGCUUAGCACUAGCUCUACGGGGUAUUAUGCGCUGCUCAUCAUCUUCGCAAUUGCUGCAUUGGGCUCUGGGCACAGCAGAUGAGGAUCCAGUAGCGCACACCAAUAUAACUUGUACGGUAUACGGCACUGUAAUCCAUGCUCGUCUUGCCAGCCAGCAAGUGCUUACGGGACAGCAUUUCCUCCCUCCAUGCACCGGCAGAAGCGCUCGAAUCGAUAAUGAAAGGGUCCGUGGUGUAAGAUCACACAAGACUAGGCAGCUCGAUAUGCGCAGGGAAGAUGAAUUACUGCCAGUAGUAUUCCUAGCGGGUGCUGCGGGUUAA